CGCAUUUCUAGGACAUACGCAAAAGCUAGAAUUGUUAAUACUAUUCUACCAGUGAUUUUCUUCCUAAGCUUUGCUCAGCAUCAAUUAGAAAAGACGAUCCAGGCCUAUAAAAUUGGUGAUCAAAGUAACAGCGUACUACGCACUUGGUCUAUUGUAUUGUUUUGUGUUUCUCUCUUUGGUAAGCUCUUUGUGGUUUAUAACCAGCUCCGAAUCUAUAUACAACUCGAUCAUCAGAUUGGAUCAGUUAAGCAUGGCAGCUCCAAAUAAUCCCCAUGACGAUGUGUUGGAAUGGGUGCAAAAAGAUAAUCGUCGUUUCCUACGCGCCAAUAUCCGAGUUGGUGAUCUUGAUCGAACUAUUAAGUUUUACACAGAAUUUUUUGGGAUGAAAGUGUUGAGCAGGCAAGAUUUCCCAGAACAAAAAUACUCAACUGCAGUCGUUGCGUAUGGACCCGAAGAGACUCAUUUUGUUCUAGGACUCACACACCACCACGAUGCAGCGGACAAGUUAGACAUCGGAACAGCCUUCAAUCAUUUUGGACUUGCAACCCAAGAUGUUUAUGGAACGGUUGAAAAAAUCCGAGCGGCAGGUGGAGUGAUCACACGUGAACCAGGGCCAAUUGCAGAGGGUGGGAGGACCAUCUUUGCCUUCGUGAACGAUCCCGACGGCUACAGUUUUGAGCUCCUCCGCAGGCCCCCAACUCCAGAACCACUGUGUCAAAUAUGUCUUAAUGUGACUGAUAUUGAUCGUUCAAUUGAAUUCUACCAAAAGGCAUUGGGAAUGAACCUACUAUUGCCAAAGUACGACGCUUCUCAGUUCCAGUAUACUAUAGCGAUGGUGGGUUAUGGUUCCGAUUUUACUCAGACGACGAUUAUCGAGUUGAAAUAUAACUAUAAUGUGACAGAGUAUACCAAAGGAAAUGGUUAUGCAAUGCUUGCUAUCGGCACUGAUGACGUAUACAAGAGCGGAGCAGCUGUUGAACUGGUUAACAAGGAACUUGGAGGGGAAAUAAUUCGACACCCGGCUGUAAACCCCAAAACCAACACCAAAAUCACCUGCUUCCUUGAUUCUCAUGGGUUUGAAUCGGUAUUGGUGGACAAUCAAGACUAUGUUGGCUUUCUUGGAAAAUCAAAGGAUGAGUGAUGAAGCGAAAUGCCUAGAAUUUAUUUGGGGUGUUGCUCAUAUGUUUCUAUUAAAUAAAGGGGGACUUUCAAAUAUGGCAUUUUGCCAAAAGUUACGGAAAUACCAUCUUUGUAAUAGAGUAUGAGACCAUCUUUGGGUGCCAUAUUUGGUAAUUCCACAAAUAAGUGUCCUGUUUUUUUUUUUUUUUUUGAGGUACAAAUAAGUGUCCUGUUACAAAUAACAAAAUGAA
Rosa rugosa (rugosa rose) is the source of this 1370-nucleotide messenger RNA. RefSeq names its product lactoylglutathione lyase GLX1-like. Gene Ontology annotation, cellular component: cytoplasm. The transcript is spliced from 9 exons. NCBI's taxonomy places the organism in Eukaryota, Viridiplantae, Streptophyta, Magnoliopsida, Rosales, Rosaceae. The coding region runs from base 251 to 1141 and encodes 296 amino acids. The record is from RefSeq and is a predicted model, not a curated record. Gene Ontology annotation, molecular function: metal ion binding; lactoylglutathione lyase activity.